CUUAUGAUGUCCUCCCAUUCUCACUGUGCAUGUGUGGCUCAGGGAGCACGCAGCGGGACAUGUACACUGAUCAUCAGGGCACUGAUGUGUAGCCCCAGCAGUGCCACCUGUUAGUGUCCAUCAGUGCCUUAUGUCAGUGCUCAUCAGUGCCUCGUGCCAGUGCCCAUCAGUGCCACAUAUCAGUGCCUACCAGUGCACAUCAAUGCCACAUAUCAGUGCCCAUCUGAGCUGCCUUUCAGUGUCACCCAUCAGUGCCAGUCAGUGUCACCUAUCAAUGCCAAUCAGUGUCACCUAUCAGUGCUGCCAAUCAGUGCCACCUAUCAGUGCCAGGCAGUGCUGCCUAUCAGUGCCAGUCAGU
Messenger RNA from Staurois parvus, 358 nucleotides. NCBI's taxonomy places the organism in Eukaryota, Metazoa, Chordata, Amphibia, Anura, Ranidae. The record is from the annotation of a GenBank genome assembly.